Molecule: messenger RNA, 4272 nt
Organism: Euleptes europaea (tarantolino)
Lineage: Eukaryota; Metazoa; Chordata; Lepidosauria; Squamata; Sphaerodactylidae
Gene: ADGRA2
Product: adhesion G protein-coupled receptor A2
Exons: 19
Coding region: 1-4272 (1423 amino acids)
Biological process (GO): sprouting angiogenesis; central nervous system development; G protein-coupled receptor signaling pathway
Cellular component (GO): plasma membrane; Wnt signalosome
Molecular function (GO): protein binding; G protein-coupled receptor activity
Source: RefSeq, a predicted model, not a curated record
AUGCAUCUCCAUGGCUUCUCGGCGCCCUCUGACAAAAAUAGUUGGCCCCUCUCGUCAUCGGACGUCCCGUUUUCUGGGCGUGGGGGGGGGGAGGGCGGGAAGCGGGCGGCGCUAGGGCCGCGCAGGGCAGGCCCGGCUGGCCGUGCAGGCAGCCGAGGGGAGGGACCCCGACCGCAGCAGCCCGGCCCGCUGCUUUCCAAGCCAUCCCGAGCUGGGCUGCCGGCGCCGCCGCCGCCCGGCCAUGCAGGCGCGCCGCGCUCCCUGCCCGCGUCUCCCCGGGCGGGCUGGGCGGCGCUGCGGACCCCGCGGCCGUCGGGGGGCGCGGAGGCUGGGCUGAGGGGCUGCGGGGCGCCGGGCUGCGGGGCGCCGCCGUCGAGGAUGCGGUGGGCGGGCGCGCUGCUCCUCUGGGCGGCGCUGUCGUGCGCCGGGGGAGCGCGCAGCUGCCCGCUGCAGCUGCGCGGCUGCAAGUGCGCGGACGAGCGGCCCAAGGGGCUGGCCAUCCCCGGCGCCGCCAGGAAGAGGGUCAGCUGCGGCGGAGGGGACUGGGGCGAGCCGCCGGCGCCUCGCUUCUUGCCCGACGGCACGGUCACCCUGCUUUUGAGCAACAACAAGAUAGCAGCGCUGAGGAAUGGCUCUUUCUUCGGAUUGCACGCUCUCGAGAAGCUAGACUUAAAAAACAACUUGAUCAGCACCAUCCAGCCUGGAGCUUUCCUUGGCCUCUCUAACCUGAAGCGUUUGGACCUCUCCAACAACCGCAUUGGCUGUCUCAGCUCCGGCAUCUUCCAGGGACUGGCCAACCUCAUCCGCUUGAACGUGUCUGGCAAUAUUUUCUCCAGCCUCCAGCUUGGGGUCUUUGACCAGCUGCUGUCUCUGAAAGUCAUCGACUUCGCCACUGAAUACCUGACAUGCGACUGCAAUCUGCGCUGGGUCCUGCCCUGGUUCAAGAACCGCUCCGUCCAGAUGUCGGACAAGACGUUGUGCAUCUACCCCAGCGCCUUGCAUGGGAAGCCAGUGCGGAACGUCCGGGAGAGCCAGAUGCGCUGCGAAGGCGCCCCUGAGCUGCACACCCACCAGUUGAUCCCGUCCCUGCGGCAAGUUGUCUUCCAAGGUGACCGCCUCCCUUUCCAGUGUACGGCCACCUACUUGGACAACAGCACCCACAUCUUGUGGCAUCACAACCGUGCCUUGGUCCAGGGGGAUGAACGCAGCGGCAUCAUCCUGGAGGAGAGCCUGGUCCACGACUGCACCUUCAUCACCAGCGAGCUCAUCCUGUCCAACAUCCAUGUCUCAGCCAGUGGCGAAUGGGAGUGCACCCUUUCCACUGCCCAGGGCAACGUUAGCAAGAAGGUGGAGAUCGUUGUGCUGGAGACGUCGGCGUCGUACUGCCCAGCCGAGCGGGUCACCAACAACCGCGGAGACUUCAGGUGGCCGCGCACCUUAGCUGGCAUCACCGCCUACCAGUCGUGCCUGCAGUAUCCCUUCACCUCUGGGAAUGGGGGCCCCGGCAUGGAGAAGCAAGCAUGGCGGCGCUGCGACCGCACAGGCCACUGGGAGGAAGGAGACUAUUCCCACUGUCUGUACACCAACGAUAUCACCCGCGUCCUCUACACCUUUGUGCUGAUGCCCAUCAAUGCCUCCAAUGCACUGACCCUGGCCCACCAACUGCGUGUCUACACAGCAGAAGCCGCAAACUUCUCAGACAUGAUGGACGUCAUCUACGUGUCUCAGAUGAUUGAGAAGUUCACCAGUUACGUGGAUCAGAUCAAGCAGCUCACAGAUGUCAUCGUGGAGAUGGCCAGCAACAUGAUGCUGGUGGACGACCACGUCCUGUGGAUGGCUCAGAUCGAGGACAAGGCCUGCACCAGCAUUGUCCACUCGCUGGAGAGGAUCGCCGGCUACACCCUCAGCACCGACUCGCAGCACGUUGCCGUGAACUCCAGGAAUAUCGCCUUCGAGGCCUACUUGAUCAAGCCGGAAAGCUACACCGGCCUGAGCUGCACAGCCUUCCAGAAGCACGAGGGGAUGCUCGGUGGGCGGCCCCCGCGGCAGGAGCGAUACAGCGAGCCCCCGGCAGACCAGCAGCUGAAGGUCCGCUGCACCACAGGACGACCCAACAUCUCUCUGGCCAGCUUCCACGUCAAGAACAGCAUUGCUUUGGCCUCCAUUCAGUUACCUCCGGGCCUCUUCUCUUCGCCGGCAUCCCCUCACCCUCCUCCCACCAAAUGCAAGCUCCAGUUCCUGGUGUUCCGCAACGGCAAGCUCUUCUGCAGCACCGGAAACUCGUCCCACCUCGCCGACGACGGCAAGCGGCGCAGCGUGGCCACGCCGGUGAUUUAUUCAGGCACACACGGCUGUGGAGUGAACAACCUCACGGAGCCCGUCGUCCUCUCGCUGCGUCAUUUGGGUGAGGGGACUGACCGCAUGGCCGCAUACUGGGAUUUUGACGUUCUGGCCGGCUAUGGUGGCUGGAGAGCGGAAGGUUGUCAGCUGGUGGGCCUUGAGCUCAACAUCACCACCGUCAGCUGCCGGCACCUCAACAAUGUGGCUGUCCUUAUGGAACUGAGCAAUUUCCCACGGGAGUCACAGAGCCCAGCUGAGGUGCUUCAUCCUGUCAUUUACACCUGCACGGCCCUUCUCCUCCUCUGCCUGUUUGCCACCAUCAUCACCUAUAUCAUCAACCACAGCACCAUCCACAUCUCACAGAAAUGCUGGCACAUGCUGCUCAACCUCUGCUUCCACAUGGCCAUGACGUCCGCCGUGUUUGCAGGAGGCAUCACCCUGACCGACUACCUGGUCAUCUGUCAGGCGGUUGGAAUCAUUCUGCACUACUCUUCCUUGUCGACCCUCCUGUGGAUGGCCGUGACGGCUCGGGUGAUCUACAAGGAAGCCACAUGGAAGGCGCCGCAGCAGCAGGAAGGGGAAGCGCCUCUGCCGGCCCCACGCCCAAUGCUACGAUUCUACCUGAUUGCCGGCGGGAUCCCCCUCAUCAUCUGUGGGAUUACAGCAGCUGUCAAUAUCCACAAUUACGGGGACCACGACUCCUACUGCUGGCUGGCCUGUAGGCCGAGCAUUGGGGCGUUCUACGUCCCCGUGGCUUUCAUCUUGCUCAUCACCUGGAUCUACUUCCUGUGUGCUGGCAUCAGUUUGCAGUGCCAAGCCAAGAACCCGAAGGAGAUGCCCAGACCUCCAGAGACCCCGCCGCGCCUGGGCGGCAGCAGCAACCUUCUGACCGACUCGGGCUCCAUCUCGGUCACACUGAACUCCGGCCCACACGGCGCCGAGGUCGACGGCGCCUACUCCCUGGGGGUGCAGUUCUGGGCACUGAUGAUCACCCAUUUCCUGUACAUCACCCUGUGGGCCUUCGGCGCCACGGCAGUGUCCCAGCGCUGGUUCCUCCUGAAGGUUGUUUUCAGCUGCCUCUACGGAGUCACUGCUGUCAUGCUGGGGCUCUUUAUCUUUGUUCACCACUGCGCCCGGCGCAGGGACGUGCAGAACUCCUGGUUUGCCUGCUGCCCCUCAUACAGGAACGCUUUGCCCAUGCAAGCCUACGUGCUCCCGGGGGUGGAGGACGGCUCGCAGGUCUUCAUCGGCUGCAGCCCGGAGGCGGCGCACUCCGCGAAGUCCUCAUCCUCCCCCAGCAGCACCAAUUCGGCCCCUGGUUCCUGCAAGCUCAACAAUUUGCAGGUGGCUCUCGGGCAGGCGGAGAGCCACCCCCCGGCGCCCCCCAGCUACGAGGAUCCAGAGCCACCCAGCAGCAAGGGUGCCCCCGCCGCCAGGUAUGCCAACAACCUCCACGGGCGCAGCAGGCACCACAAAAGCAGGACUAAGCAAUACCGGGAAGGGAAGCACCAGCGGCUCAAAGCGCUGCGGGGGCCUUCCUCCGAGCACCCUGCCAGCGAGAGCGGCAGCUUCCACAACAGCCUUUCAGAAAGCUACCAAAGCAGCCGGAACAGCCCGCUGAACAAUCGGCGCCAGGGCCCGGGUCCCAACCCGGACUCGGCCCUGACGCAGUCGGACUUGAGCGACGGGGGCGGCAGCAGCGGUCACCAGGCGGGGGACUUCGGCCGAGCCCAGCGGCGGAGUGCCAGCCGAGACAACCUUCGGCACCAGGCCAACCCCGCGGACAGAGAGACUAAGCGGAGAUCUUUCCCGCUCAACGUGGCCAACCAGAACGGGGCUUUGAAGGGUAGCAAGUACGAUAUCAACCUCGCCAGCGCUGAGAGCACGGCAGGCAUGAAAACGGGGCUCUGGAAGAGCGAGACGACGGUGUAG